Messenger RNA from Aspergillus eucalypticola CBS 122712, 1950 nucleotides. RefSeq names its product transcription factor domain-containing protein. The record is from RefSeq and is a predicted model, not a curated record. Gene Ontology annotation, molecular function: DNA binding; zinc ion binding. The transcript has 4 exons. Gene Ontology annotation, biological process: DNA-templated transcription. Lineage: Eukaryota; Fungi; Ascomycota; Eurotiomycetes; Eurotiales; Aspergillaceae. Bases 1 to 1950 code for a protein of 649 amino acids.
AUGGAGGAUAGCCCUGGUUUGAGGGCCAGUCCCGCCACCAAAGUCCCCAGCGCAUGUCAGCGCUGUCGACGUCAGAAGCUAAAGGCAUUCAACCUUCACAAUGUGGCCGCACCGGGGCCACCUGCAACGGACGCACUCCCGGGAGCCCCCUUGCAAGAGCCUAGAUCUGCUUCACCAAGCGUUGAGUUUGACACAUAUGAGCAUUCCUCUUCAACUGCACUCGCGCCCUGCGACCUGUCCUCUCCCGUUACGGGGGACUUGGCAUCCCUACUACCCAGCUUUGACGCGGCCAGUCUUCUCGUAGAUACAUAUUUCGAUCGAGCGCACUGGUUCAUGUUGGUCUUCUAUCAAGACGAGUUUCGUCAGCGGUGGCCCAAACUGUAUAGCGACUCUACUGAGAGGCCUUCAACAUACUCCCACCAUCACCUCGGCUUUCUCAGCACCUUCCUGAUUGUAAUUGCCAUCGGGCUGCAGUACGCCGGGCCCUAUCGACGAGAGAUUCUCUUGAGAUAUGGGGUUGAAAUUGCCCUUAGGGAUCGCAUUCUCUCUGUUAACUCGGUUCAAUCGACUAAUUUCCGAACUCGUAAUGAAACUCGCAAAAGAUGCUGGUGGGCAGUGUAUGAGAUUGAAACCUUCUCUGCCGUGGCAUAUGGGUAUCCACACAGUAUCCGAGACGACGACUGCGACGUGGAACCGUUAGAUCCAUCAGCCAAACUUCAAACUAUGCAGUCUCCGGGUUCAUUCGAUGAACCUCUGACGUCGGGUCCAACGCUACUUUCCUACAAGUACUUCAUAACCAAACUAUCUACCAUCUCCAAGGGAGCCUUGGAUGAUCUGUAUCGCGUUCGCUCGCAUGCAGCUAGCCGAUCUCGCACAGAUUCCCUGGAUAUCCAAAGAAUCGUUCGAAAGGUCGCCGACUACGACAGUCGUCUCCGUCAUUGGGAAGCAGAGAUUCCUCUCCCACUCCAGUGGCGCCGGGUCGCUCACCAAUCUCAUUACGCCUCUGCCGAAGAAGUCGAUCGCGAUAUUGGGGCCUCGGGGCCUCGCUUCGAGAAUCACAUUUAUCAACUCCAAGCUCUCGCUCUGUGGCUUGCGUAUCAGAACGCACGCAUUCUCACGCACCGUCCACUUCUUUCCUACACGCUGGCCGCUGGAGAACGAACCAGCAAGUAUAAUGGGGAUGCUGCAUAUUCGGUUGACCCCUUUGGUGCCUCUUUGACCGCUUGUCGUGAUGCGGCGCUCAGCAUGUCGGAGAUUCAGUCAAGCCCGUUAUUAGAAGUGGUUUCGGAAACAUAUGCGGCUUCAUUUGUUAGCAUUCAUACAUUCACAGCAGGCGUGACCCUUGGUAUCCUCAGCAGCAUGGAUCCUCUAGGUCCACACUCUACCGAGACCAAGUCCGGACUCCGCAAAUUGAUCGGCAUCCAGGACAAGCUCCGAACACACUCAGUUGCAGCGCAGCAGGGAUUGACUAUCCUUCAGCGCCUGGUGAAAUUGAUCAUGGAAAAAGAACUCAGUGUAAUGAUGGAAUUGUCUACUUCUGCAACCACUGCACGUUCAAAUGAGCCGACAAUGACGAAUUCUUCAUCGAGACAGAGAAUUUCGGGCCAAGCCUCUGAUGGACCAGCAGCUCGAAAUAAUGCCAUUGAUCCCUUUGGGGUGUCCACGGCACUCGUAGGCUCCAUUGCUCCGAAUCUCCCAGCUGGAGAUGGAUCCGCCCAAUACAUGCAUGAUCCUGCUCUCGCGGCUGCCCUUCAAGACUUUGAUCAAGCUCUGUCAAACUAUGGCCCCCGAGCCCAGGUAGGCCACGAUGGCAGCCCAGAAAGCCUGUCAUUUUGGCCCACCGCGGAGGGCUUUCCGAUCCUGGAGCAGAGUUGGAUGUGGGGCAUUGAAGGUGCACCUUUCUACGGGGAGCAUACAGGUCCACACAAUGGCGGUAGCUAUACACCCUGA